AUGCCCAACCGCACCGCUGUGGCCGAGUUCCUGCUCCUGGGGUUCUCUGACGGCCGGGAGCUGCAGAUUCUGCACUUCGUGGUGUUACUAGGGAUUUACCUGGCAGCCUUGGUGGGGAACCUGCUUGUCCUCACAGCCAUAGCCCUCGACCGCCGGCUCCACACCCCCAUGUACUACUUCCUGGGGAACCUGUCCCUCCUCGACCUCGGCGCCAUCUCCGUCACCAUCCCCAAAGCCAUGGCCAACUCCCUCCGGGACACCCACUCCAUUUCCUACGCUGGCUGCGUCGCCCAAGUCUUUCUCGUCAUCUUCUUCGCUUCAGCAGAUUUCGCCCUACUCACCGUCAUGGCGUACGACCGGUACGUGGCCAUCUGCCAGCCCCUGCACUACGAGAGCGUGAUGAGCCAGAGAGCAUGUGUCCGCCUGGCCGCCGGCGCCUGGCUCAGUGGCGUUCUCUACUCUGCCCUGCACACGGGAGGCGCACUCGCCAUCUCCUUCUGCGGGGGCAACACGGUGGAGCAGUUCUUCUGUGAAAUCCCCCAGCUGCUCAAGCUGGCCUGCGCCGGCUCCGACCUCGUCGAAGUUGGGGUGAUUAUCUUUAGUGUGUGUUUAAUCCUAGUCUCCUUUGCCUGCAUGAUCGUGUCCUACGUGCAGAUCUUCAGAGCGGUGCUGAGAAUCCCCUCGGAGCAGGGCCGGCGCAAAGCCUUCUCCCCCUGCCUCCCCCACCUCGCCGUGGUCUCCUUGUUCAUUAGCAGCGGGGCCUUUGCCUACCUGAAACCCGCCUCCCGCUCCCCGGCGGGUCUGGAUCUGGUGGUGGCCAUUCUCUACACCGUGCUGCCACCGCUGAUGAACCCAGUCAUCUACAGCAUGAGGAACACGGAGCUCAAAGCUGCCCUGAGGAAAUGGAUCGGUUGGGCGUUACUCACUAAGAGUAAAAUGCCCCCCAUGUGUCUCCUUUGGUAG
Molecule: messenger RNA, 963 nt
Organism: Pelodiscus sinensis (Chinese soft-shelled turtle)
Lineage: Eukaryota; Metazoa; Chordata; Testudines; Trionychidae
Product: olfactory receptor 14A16-like
Biological process (GO): G protein-coupled receptor signaling pathway
Cellular component (GO): membrane
Molecular function (GO): olfactory receptor activity; G protein-coupled receptor activity
Source: RefSeq, a predicted model, not a curated record